Messenger RNA from Rotaria sp. Silwood2, 246 nucleotides. The record is from the annotation of a GenBank genome assembly. NCBI's taxonomy places the organism in Eukaryota, Metazoa, Rotifera, Eurotatoria, Philodinida, Philodinidae.
AUGGCGUCAUCUAAACAAACAAAAAAACUAUUAACUCAAGGAAAACAUAUUAUUAAGUCUACAUCAAAUAAACGACAACGACCAACUUCACAGCAGAAUGUAAACGUUCAAGAUGAUGAUGAUAGUCAAGAAGAAUCUUUACAACAAACGAAUACAACAAAGAAAGGUAAACAAGACAAACGACAAAAAGUUAUACGACCAAAUGCAUUUUUAAGUUUUAGAAUAACAAAUCAACAAGUAAAUUAA